CACGUAAUGGGUAAUCAUGCCAAAAACGCUCCGUGACUUCAAGGGGGUUUCGAACCCGGAAUCAAGUGAAUACUUAAAUUCAUAAGUAUCUCAUCCUUACCACUGGACCAAACUCCCUGGUUAUUAAAAAUUUCAACUUAAUCAUCUCAAAAGUUGACCAUUCAUUUUGGCACAUUUUACCCCUUUUUCUAUGUCAGUUAUGUGCAUGAAAUUGCCGGUGCACAGACGAAUAUCACGUGCUAUAUUUCAUGCAUGCGUAUCAACCCACCUCAAAAUCCAUUCUUUUUCCAGUAAUCGACUCAUCGACGCAGCCAAAUCUCAGUCCUCCAUAACCGGCAAAGCUUCAGUGGAUUCAGACAUUGAUCUCUCUCGCUCUCUGUCAGACCCAUCUCUGAAUGCCCUCAAGCUGUUCGACGAAUUGCAUGACUCGGACGUGGUGUCAGUCUCGGCCUUACUCAGCCGCCUCGCCAAGUCCCACCGCCACCGAGAUGUCCUGCUCUUGUUCUCACGAAUGCUCCUCCUGGACAUCCGCCCGAAUGAGUUCACGUUCGGGACCGUGAUUCACUCCUCAACUGAGCUGGAGGACCUCAGCUUGAGCCGGCAACUCCAUGCUUGCUCGACGAAGAUGGGCCUCAGCUCUCACGUCUUCGUGGGCAGUGCGGUUCUUGAUUCUUACGUCAAGUUGGGGACUGUAAAAGAUGCUCGGAGAGUCUUCGAAGACACGAAUGACCCGAAUGUGGUCUCCUACACUACUCUAAUCUGCGGGUAUCUUAAGAGAGGGAUGUUUGAGGAUGCGGUUGGUGUCUUCCGAGCAAUGCCCGACAAGAAUACCGUAUCAUGGAAUGCGGUGAUCGCAGGGUGCAGCCAAAUGGGCCGCAACGAGGAUGCAGUUAACUUUUUUGUGGAGAUGAUGAGAGAAGGCUGGAUCCCGGACAAGUCGAGUUUCCCAUGUGCAAUCUCUGCAGCAGCCAAUAUCGCAGGCCUCGGGAUGGGCCGCAGCUUCCACGCUUGUGUGAUCAAGUGCUUGGGAAAGCCUGAUGUGUUUGUCGGCAACUCAUUGAUUAGCUUCUAUGCGAAAUGCGGGAGCAUGGAAGAUAGUCUUUUAGUUUUCCAGAAGCUCAUGCAAAGAAAUAUUGUUUCUUUUAAUGCCGUCAUUUACGGGCUUGCCCAAAAUGGAAAGGCCAAGGAGGCUAUAGACUUCUUCGAGAAGAUGCAAUAUGCGGGAUUUAAGCCUAAUGGCGUGACUUGUCUCGGGCUGCUGUGGGCGUGCAAUCAUGCAGGUCUCGUGGAUGAGGGCUACUCGUACUUCAUCAAGUGGAGAUCAGAGGAGAGCCCUGACUUGCUUAAGCCUGAGCACUACGCUUGUAUGGUCGAUCUGUUGUCUCGGUGUGGGCGAUUCGUGGAGGCAGAACAGUUUAUUUCAGACUUGCCCUUUGACCCAGGAAUCGGGUUCUGGAAGGCGGUUCUUGGGGGCUGCCAAAUCCAUUCAAACUUAGAGCUUGGUGAGCUUGCAGCAAGAAAGAUCCUGGCCUUGGAUCCCAUGGAUGUCUCAUCCUACGUUAUGCUCUCGAAUGCUCACUCUGCAGCAGGGAGGUGGGAGAGAGUCUCAAGCAUGAGGAAGGAGAUGAAAGAGAGAGGGCUAUUGCGUGUCCCGGGCUGCAGUUGGAUCGAAGGGAAGAACAAACUCCAUGUUUUUGUGACGUCGGACCGGAAUCAUGAGCAAAAGGACGAGAUUUACGUGGUAAUGGGAAUUUUUCUCGAGCAUUUGAAGGAGAUGGAAGCUCCAAAUCUUCUCCUCGAGCUCGACCACUAGUCCCUCGGUUGGCAUUGCCUAAACU
Punica granatum (pomegranate) is the source of this 1838-nucleotide messenger RNA. The record is from RefSeq and is a predicted model, not a curated record. Lineage: Eukaryota; Viridiplantae; Streptophyta; Magnoliopsida; Myrtales; Lythraceae.